Lolium rigidum is the source of this 402-nucleotide messenger RNA. Its product is annotated as achilleol B synthase-like. NCBI's taxonomy places the organism in Eukaryota, Viridiplantae, Streptophyta, Magnoliopsida, Poales, Poaceae. Gene Ontology annotation, biological process: triterpenoid biosynthetic process. Gene Ontology annotation, cellular component: lipid droplet. The coding region runs from base 1 to 402 and encodes 133 amino acids. The transcript is spliced from 3 exons. Gene Ontology annotation, molecular function: intramolecular transferase activity. The record is from RefSeq and is a predicted model, not a curated record.
AUGUGGAGGCUGAAGACUAGCGAGGGCGCUGGGCCGUGGCUGCGGUCGACCAAGGGCUUCCUCGGCAGGCAGGUGUGGGAGUUCAACCCCGACGCCGGCACGCCGGAGGAGCGCGCAGAGGUCGAUAGGCUGCGUGAGGACUUCACCAAGCACCGGUUCACCAAGAAGGAGUCUCAGGAUCUCCUCCUACGCUUGCAGUAUGCAAAACUAAACCAUCCUUCGGUGGAAGUUCCAAUCAUGAAGCUUGAAAACAGUACGGAACUAACGGAGGAGAUUAUAUCUGUUCCAUUGCGGCGGGCUCUAAAUCAGUGGUUUAUUCUACAAGCGCAUGAUGGGCAUUGGCCCGGCGAAUACACUGGCAUUAUGUUCAUUAUGCCUGUUAUGAGUGUAUGGCCAAAAUGA